AUGGCGCCUCUUACUCUACGACCUGCGAAUGCGCCCGAAGCUGCGAAGCACCCCGCAGACUCGCACAACAAUCCCCACGCCGACGACAUCACACCCACCAACCCGAAUGAAGAUGUCGCCAUGGAGGAUACCAUAGACUACUCUCUUCUCCGCGACCAGAUGCGACAGCAACAGGACGAGCGGGCGCAGCGACUCCAGGCCAAGAACAGGCGCAAACGCUAUCUCGAAGUACAUCCUGAGUACUUUACCGACUCUUCUCUCGAGCUCGCCGACCCUCUACUCUACGAUCGCCUGAUCCGUCGCUUCCAAACCGCAUCUGAACGCGAAGCCGAAGGCCGGAAGAAGGGUUUCUCUGGUCAGAUGGCGACAGACCUGUGGCGUGCCGAGGCGAAGAAGGAUGCGCUGUCGCAACCAGACCCCAAUUCGCUUUUUACAUAUACUCGGGGGCCACAGGGCGAGAUAAUAGAAGAGGACAAGGACGAUAUACCGAUGAGCAAGGAGGAGGGCAAGGCGUGGUGGAUAGACGAGAUGACACAGCGCUUCCUAAGAGGCGGGGACGACGACUUUGACUAUGCAAAACUCGUGGAUGGCAAUCCCAAAUACGAUGACCCCGAGCAGGAAAGAGACUUACAGGACGCAUAUUUUGAGAGUAUGGAAAGUGAUUUUGACUCUGACGGAGAAGGGAAGGAGAAAGUCUUGACUGGCGAAACGGGCAUACAGGACUAUUGA
Messenger RNA from Bipolaris maydis ATCC 48331, 729 nucleotides. RefSeq names its product coiled-coil domain-containing protein-domain-containing protein. The record is from RefSeq and is a predicted model, not a curated record. Lineage: Eukaryota; Fungi; Ascomycota; Dothideomycetes; Pleosporales; Pleosporaceae.